Messenger RNA from Prorocentrum cordatum, 2738 nucleotides. The record is from the annotation of a GenBank genome assembly. NCBI's taxonomy places the organism in Eukaryota, Dinophyceae, Prorocentrales, Prorocentraceae.
GGCACGGGGAGCAGGAGUCGAUCGAUUCGCAGCUGAGGUUGUUAUCGCUGAACUACUGGAAGGGGGCGGCUUGCCGCACUGCUCUUGCAUUGGUCUCCGUUUUGCCCGUAGACUUCGCUUCGUUUCCACGGACCAUGCAGCCGCCCUCACAAGAGUCAAGCACUUCGUGUAUAAAGUAUUUGCGGGAGGUUCGCAGCUGCGAUCGCCUGCUGCGCAGAUACUCCCGGGCCAUAACCAGGAUGCACAGCCAGGUGGCACGGCUGAGGUCAUCUGGAGCCGCGAGGAGAAGAAGCAGAGGGGGGAGCAGGCCCGCAGAAACCGCCAGAUGAUCGCGGAGAUCAUCAGCGACAUCCUCGGCUUCGGCGGCAACCGCGACGACAAGUACCAAGAACGACUCCAACACUACAGCAUCAAGUGCGACGAGUACCUCAGCGAGCUCAGCAUCAAGCACCGACUGCAGAAGGGCUCGCAAGGCACCUCUCCAGAGACGAACUUGAAGAUGAUCAACGCCAUGCGCACCAUGCUUCAGCAGAUGGCGGAGAAGGAAGCCAUCAAGAUGGCGAAGAACGUGAUCCCUGAUGAAAACAUGACGGAGUGGCCUGUUGAUGAUCAGGCCAAACGAGUGGACAAGUUCACCACAUGCACUGGCGCGACGCCAGCGAAGCUCAACAGCACCCUGGAAGCUGAGGCCAAAGGGCGCGCCCUUCUGCUCGAGGCGUUCCCCCAGCGUUCCAGUGCGUCGCGGGCGGCUUCGGCGGGCACCGGCGGGGCCCAAUCCAGCAGCAGCGGGCCGGUUGGGCCAGAUGCCGGGGCGGACUUUGCGCCUCUCGCUGGUGCCCCUGAGCAGGUGGACCCUGAGGCGGAGACAGUCCCAGGCCACCCAGUGUUCUCCGUCGGGUCCGCCAUGGCCCCGGGCCAUCAAGCGGCCGAGCUGGCGGGGGCCCCCGUGCCGCCGCCAGUCUUUAGGGCUUUCCUGCACACCGAUGCUCUACCCUCGUCCAGCUCGUCGUCGUCCUCGGCGUCGCCUGGCUCGCCUCUGACGCCGGCGCCCCCGGCUUCGCCCGGCGCCCCACACGCCGGCGGCUACGCGGCGGAUAACGAGGGGCCUCCCAGCUCAUCGCUGGCGGCGGCCGCUGCGAGCACUCUGCCUUCACACCCCAGCGCCAGCAACUGGGCCUUCUCUCCGGCGCCCCUGGUCGCGGUCGGUUCCCUACCAGCGGAGACCUUGGUAGGUUGGCUUGCUCAUGCGCCCUUGGGCCCGCCCUUCGCCGGCUUGGUGCAAGGGCUCGCGGGUGCAUCCGCAGUGCUUUCUUCGGAUCUCGUCUUGGCUCUGCGGUCCUUGGCCGCCGCUGCGCCUGGGCACGCUGCGCCUGCUGCCUCGGCGGCCGCUGUCCUCUUCGGGCGGCUGGGGCGCCGGGCGGGCCUGGCGGAGGCGGUCCACGCCCUCCUGCUCGGGGCCGACUUCCCGGACCUUGUCGCCGCCGAGGCCCUGGUGGUGGUGCACGGGGGCUCGGCACAGGGUGCCGCUGCUGCUCUCCGCGCCGUAGGCCAGCGCUGGGCUGCGGGCGCCGCGAGCUAUAGCUCGAGCGGAGCUGCGGUGGCGAGCUCGGGUGGAGGCGCCGCGAGUGGCGCCAGUGGCCCCGGGCCCUUGCAGCCUGCCGCGGCGCCGGCUGCGGGCGCCGCGGGCCAUAGCUCGGGCGGUGCUGCGGCGGCGAGCUCGGGUGGAAGCGCUGCGAGUGGCCCUGGCGGCCCCGGCCCCAUGCUGCCUGCUGCCGCGCCGGCUGCGGGCGCACCCAGUGCGCCGCCGCCUUGGCACGCCUCUGCAGGCACUGCGUUGCCCACGGACCUUCCCGCAUUGGGCGGGCAGCUGCCGCCCGCGCCGAGCGGCGCCCCCCGCCGCUCUCGCCGGGCCCCUGCGGCCGGCGGCGGCGGGCAGUCCACGCAGCGGCGCAUUCUACCGCGCGCCGACGGGCGGGCCCUGACCGACGUGGAAAUCCUGCGUCUUGCGGCCACGCACCCUUGGGGCCAGCCGCUGCACCGCCACUCUGGCCAGGCCUUCUUCCUGCACGGCUCGCACGGGCAGAAGAUCGGCGUGGCCAUCCGCCCCGCCGAGGGCGGGGGGUGCGUGUCCUGCUGGCUCCGGCAAGGCAAGAUCACACUCUCGGGGUCCCUGGGGGUGCAGGCGGCACUCCUCAUGGACGCGGUCCGGAACUGGACCGCGCCGUGGGCUGGUGGCCACGCACAGGGCGCGGCCCCUCCGGGUCCGGCUGCUCUCGCUCUGCAGCCGCCCCCAGCCCUCGCGCCCGCCGGGGGCCCCGCCGCCGGCGCUGGCCCGGGCGGCGCCGCCCCGCCGGCGGGCCCCGCUGCCGGCGCUGGCCCGGGCGGCGCCGCCGCGCUGGGGGGCCCUGCUAGCCCGGGAGACGACACGGCCGACGCAAGGAUCGACAAGUAUUGCGCGCACAUAUCCUUACACGUGGGAUACGAGCACGUACCAGUAUUCACGGCCAAAGUAAGGACCAACAGCCAUUCGACGAUAGUGGCAGUACAGACCAUGAAGUACGCCGACGCCCGCUCGCUCUUCCACUUGUCGUGGGACGACCUCAACAACGACAUCGACAACAUGGCGCGACUAAGGUUCCUCAUGGCCAAGUACGGAGCCAAAAUACCCACGGGCGCCCCACCAGACCAUCCCCACUACAAUUUUGAGCAAGGCGAACUCGCAGAGAUGCGCGUCUCAG